Molecule: messenger RNA, 1294 nt
Organism: Durusdinium trenchii
Lineage: Eukaryota; Dinophyceae; Suessiales; Symbiodiniaceae
Source: the annotation of a GenBank genome assembly
CACAGGUCGGAAGGCGACCAGUUUCAUGGCGCUUUUCAGUUCGACCCCCCGAAACCGUGGCGUGGCGAUCGAAAGAGCGUCGACUUGACUUCGUGGCGAUCUUGAGCGGUCCAAUCUUCUCGAUUUCCUCCGAUCUUUCGAUGUCCUCAGAUCUUCUGAGAAGCCGAGCAGGAGAAAAGAACGGAAGGUCCGGGCGACCAGCUUAGCACGUCGACGCUCAACUUGGCUCAAAAGAAAUUGAGAUAGAAAUCUGAGUGGGUGCGAAUUCGGGUCCUGUGGAACGUCCUGUGCGCAUUUGGACCAUUCCAUGUCGACCAUCAUCUACUUGGAGCAAAUGCUCUCACAAUCUGAGCAUAGUGAGCGGUUCCACCACUCAACGAUGCCAACUGUGAGAGCCAAUGAGAUGUGCCAGUGUAGCAAUGCCUGUGUCCUCUUCCAUUCAGAGUAUGGCUGUGCCAAGAGCGAGCGUUGUGAAUUCUGCCACCUGUCCCACGAUGUUGACAUCGACUUCACUCGUCCCCGGAGGGCUCGGCGAUUGAAGCUCAGGGACCGGCUCUCACAAUACCUCCGGAGGCACAAACCGGAUCAACCUGAAGUGCAUGCAUCCUUGCAAGCGGAGGCUCAACGGCAUCCAUAUGCACGAUUUGUGAUUAAGGGCAUUUUGCAUGUGCUGGCAUCGCGGAGGGCUUCGAGCACUUCGCAAGAGUUGUUUUGGCUGUAGAGACCCAAAGUCACCGUUGUACAGGUGAACUUGUGCUUGCUUGCGUGCUUCUGCCGUAAGCUUAGCUGCGACUUGACUUUUAGAUUCUAAUUACUUUGGCCUGCUGUGGCAUGCUGUGGCCACUGCUGUGGCCACUGCUGUCGCCACUUUUCGCCUUGGCGAGCUAGUACUUUGCACGUGAUAUGUCUAUUUUUUGGCUUCUGUGAUCCAACGAAGCAGCUCAACGGGUGGGUUCUGGAAGAUUGAUCCGGUGGAUCAUGCAGAGACCUGGUUCCUUGGUUUCAAGGUUUCACUUUUGAACGUCUGCGGACGGUUGCCUUUGUUGUUGAGCCCUGCCUGGCAACAACGUUCGCUCCUGAUUUCAUCAUGGUCGCGUGGGUGGUCGCCAUGACCCGAACUCACGUGGCGCCACCUCAUGGUUUUUGUGGAUGGCGCCACCACCUGGAACUGGUCGAUUGAACAUGAUCCGAAAUCAAGGGGAAAUCAGGGGCCAUAGAUGUUGGCAGGCUCUCCUUGUUGCCGUGAGUCCUUGAGAUUGGCAUGUGAGUCCUUGAGAUUGGCAUGUUUUCGCCA